UAACGCUGGUUAAUUACAGCGAGUUGUAGCAAGGUAACUUCCUCCUCCAGUCCUGGCUCCUUUUUUUGCCUUCGUGGAUUGGGGUGCGAGUUGAGAAGCCUAGACAGUGCAAAUGUGUGAAGAGGGUCAACGUUGCAAAAUGUAUGUUGCUUUUUUCUCUUUCCUAAAUACGAACAUCGAGUGAAUUUGUCACUUUUCCCCCCACCGAUCGAACGGCGGACGAUAAUGUUGGCGUCAUGUAGGCUCUGCCUUUCAGACUUUGGAAAACAAAUCGGGUAUUGUCGGUGAAUUCUCGGGAGAUGGCAGAAUAGUUCGACCUGCGCCAGUUACCGAGCCCUCAUAAAGCACUUUGAAAAAGAACCCGCAAGGUCUACAAUGAUGGUUGGGGACUUGUUUCUUUUGGUUUUGAUCAUCUUGGUCCUUCCCUGUUCUAGCUUGGAAGGUGACAUCAGUGUGAGAAACUAUGAAUGUUUGUGUGACGGAGCGUCCUGCAGCAGCAGAGACAGGUGUUUCGGCCAGCAGUGCUUCACCUCCCUCUCCAUACUGAAUGGGACAUCUGUCCUUCAGAAGGGCUGCAUUGUGGCUAAUGAGGAAGAGUCCUUGCGCUGCAGAAGCCCACCAACUCCUGAGCUAGUGGUAGAGUGCUGCUAUGGGGAUUUGUGUAACAUGAACAUCUCCUUUCAGUCACCGGUGAAAGAUGUAGAACUGUCUGCUGGCAGACCAGUCCUCAGAGACCAGGAGUGUGUGUGCGAGGGCGGCGUGUGUGAGCAUCGCUGUGCAGGCCAGCAGUGUUUCUCCUCUCUGAAGAUGAUUGAUGGGAUGGCCGUCCAACAGAAGGGCUGCCUGAGGGAUGACGAGGAGGGCAGAGCCACCUGUGCUAUGCCACCCUCAUCAGCCCAUGUUGUCAAAUGCUGCCAGGGCCAUCUGUGUAACAUGAACGUCACUGUGCAAGCUCCAGGGAAAGAGGAGGAAGUAAAGCCCCUGAUCAAAGAGGAGCAUUCGUGUGUCUGUGAGGGCAGCUCAUGUGCAACUGGGAAUCGCUGCAUGGGGCACCAGUGUUUCUCAUCUCUGACUGUCAGCGCUGGCUCCUUAGUGUACCAGAAAGGCUGCUUUAAGGUCUAUGAGCAGAGCACAUUGACCUGCAAGACCCCACCUUCCAGAGACCAGAUUGUGGAGUGCUGCCAUGGGCACCUGUGUAACAUGAACAGCACUGUGGAGCUGCCUGUCAAAGCUGAUGAGCUAUCCAGCUACAGUGUGACCACACUGGCUAUUGUCAUUGUGGCGCCCAUCAUCGUCCUCAUCGUCCUCUCUGCUAUCGCUAUAAUGGUGUUCAGACGCAUCCACAACAACCAAAUGGAGAGACUAACAUCACGAGAUGCAGAAUAUGGAACCAUCGAUGGCCUUAUAGCAUCCAACGUGGGGGAGAGCACUCUGGCGGAUCUGCUGGAUCAUUCCUGCACUUCAGGAAGUGGCUCAGGACUCCCUUUCCUUGUUCAGAGAACUGUUGCAAGACAAAUCACACUCAAUGAGUGUGUGGGAAAGGGUCGUUACGGUGAAGUGUGGAGGGGUCAGUGGCAUGGAGAGAGUGUCGCCGUCAAAAUAUUCUCCUCCAGAGACGAGAAGUCCUGGUUCAGAGAGACUGAGAUCUACAACACGGUGCUGCUGAGACAUGAGAACAUCCUGGGCUUCAUAGCUUCAGACAUGACCUCGAGGAAUUCCAGUACUCAGUUGUGGCUGAUCACUCACUUCCAUGAGAUGGGCUCCUUGUAUGACUACCUUCAACUCAGCACCCUCGAUGCAUCCAGCUGCCUCCGCAUGGCCCUCUCCAUCGCAAGCGGACUGGCACAUCUCCAUGUUGAGAUCUUCGGCACCCAGGGCAAACCGGCCAUCGCCCACCGAGACCUCAAGAGCAAAAAUAUAUUGGUUAAAAAGAACGGACAGUGCUGCAUCGCUGACCUUGGUCUGGCGGUCAUGCAUUUUCAAGACACCAACGAAUUAGAUGUGGGGAACAACCCUAAAGUGGGCACAAAGCGCUACAUGGCCCCUGAAGUGCUUGAUGACUCCAUCCAGAUGGACUGUUUUGAGUCCUACAAGAGAGUGGACAUCUGGGCCCUGGGCCUUGUCCUGUGGGAGAUCGCCAGGAGGACAGUCAGCAAUGGCAUUGUAGAAGACUACAAGCCACCUUUUCAUGACGUGGUCCCAAGUGAUCCCAGUUUUGAGGAUAUGAAGAAGGUUGUGUGUGUGGAUCAGCAGAGGCCCAACAUCCCAAACAGAUGGUUUUCAGAGCCAACUUUAACCUCCAUGGCUAAACUCAUGAAGGAGUGCUGGUACCAGAAUCCAUCAGCCAGAUUAACAGCGUUACGCAUCAAAAAGACUCUCACAAAGAUCGACAACUCUCUGGACAAAAUCAAAACUGACAUAUGAGAAUGCCUCGAGAAGAAGAGGCAGACUUACUAAAGGCCUUUGAAGACAUCCAGAGGGUGGACCAUCUUAGAAAAAUCUCAUAAGACAGGAGACUUGAUGGGUUCAGUGCCCUUAUAGUGGCACAGGCCUAUAUUUAUUUUAAAACACUUGGCGGGACACAUUUUGGCAUCCAAAGAUGGCUUACUGGGCAUUUCUGAGACUGCCACUCUUCAACUUAUGACAUAGGAGCUGGACUGUUAGCAAUGUUUUUCAAGGAAGAAACUGUUACCUGGGCAUUUGAGUAGGCUUGCUUUUGUUAGAACCGCAGAUUUCAUUUGACACAUUUUUUUAGUUUAAAAAAAAUGUCUGAACAUUAUAUCAAUUUCACUUUAGCGCUUUAAUUGUACCGAAUUGUUCAUUUGCAGUAUGGUGGAUUCAUAUGGAAACUAAGUCAACUUGCCAUUUGAACUUGCCAAUUUAAUCUGCAUACUUUCUUAAACAGCGAUCACAGCAAACAGUGUUAUUUUUUACUGUGUGUCAUUCACCUCUGUUUACAAUGCUGUCAGAACAAGUUUCUGUUACAGUUUCCUGUUACAUUUAGUUGUACAGCUGCGUCAGUGGCACUGUUCUUUUCUUGAGAUAUCAUCCAUCUAAAGGUACUCUGUCGCAAACCUUUUGUAUAUCACCAUGGAUUUUACAUUGAAUUAUAUACCUGUUCUAUAUUUUGUUUCUUCAGCUUUACAGAGACAAAUGCUAAAAGAACAAAUAAAAUAUCUGCUAGAUGAUGCUGAACUCUAUUCCUCCAGAGGCCUGUAAGUAAGCCUGUAAAGCCUGUAUACUGUCUUAACGUGUGCAUUGUCAAGUAAAUGAAGUCAAACUUCAGCCUUUUUUAUUUCUUUAACAUUUUAUAUCAAUUAGUGAUUUAUAUUAAUUAAAUAGAAAACGUGCUUUA
Siniperca chuatsi (mandarin fish) is the source of this 3355-nucleotide messenger RNA. RefSeq names its product activin receptor type-1-like. The transcript is spliced from 12 exons. Gene Ontology annotation, biological process: protein phosphorylation; transforming growth factor beta receptor signaling pathway; BMP signaling pathway. Gene Ontology annotation, cellular component: BMP receptor complex; plasma membrane. Lineage: Eukaryota; Metazoa; Chordata; Actinopteri; Centrarchiformes; Sinipercidae. The record is from RefSeq and is a predicted model, not a curated record. Bases 376 to 2424 code for a protein of 682 amino acids. Gene Ontology annotation, molecular function: ATP binding; transforming growth factor beta receptor activity, type I; SMAD binding.